Messenger RNA from Trypanosoma theileri, 1044 nucleotides. RefSeq lists its product as uncharacterized. Bases 1 to 1044 code for a protein of 347 amino acids. NCBI's taxonomy places the organism in Eukaryota, Euglenozoa, Kinetoplastea, Trypanosomatida, Trypanosomatidae. The transcript has a single exon. The record is from RefSeq and is a predicted model, not a curated record.
AUGGUUCUGUGUCGUACGUUGCUUUCUGUUAUUUUGCUCUUGAGCAUUGCAUGUGUGGGUGUGGUGACUAAAGUGUCUGCUUCUACUGGAGAAGUUGCAGGGAAAGAGGGUGAUAGAGGUAUUAAAGGUGCUGAAGGUCCUGCCGGUCCUACAGGUCCUUGUCCUCCUGGUGAGGGAAAACAAGUUACUUGUCCUUCUAAGAGUGCUGAGACUUCUUGUUCUUCUACGCCUUCUGAUUCUACUGAUGCUCGUACUUGUACUCAAACCGAAGCGGAAGAGCCGCAUCCAAGAGUUCCUGAUGCUACAGCUCUUGUUCCUCCUCUUCUUCCACCAGGUCCUGUCGAUCCCAAAGGUUCUCACGGUUCUCAAGGUUCUGGUAAAGCUUCUUGUUCUGAGGGAGGGGAAAGUGACGUAAAUUGUCCGUCUGAUAGUGCUGAGACUUCUUGUUCUUCUACGCCUUCUGAUUCUAAUGAUGGUCGUACUUGUACUCAAGUCGCAGGAAAUGGGCAUAAUUCCGAUCAACCUCCUGGUACUGCUGGUGAAAGAGGUGACCAGGGUCCUGCUGGUACAGUUGGCACUCGGCAGGGUUCUGAUACUCAAACUGGUAGUGAUCCUGGUUCUUCUUCUGCUCAUCCUAAUGCAUCUCUUCCAUCUGAAUCUACUACUGAGGAGAGAAGGGAUCCAUCUCCAACUGACUCUCAAACUGAACAACGUGGCGGCAUUACGACAGAAGAGAGUGUAGCUAACCAGGGAGGUGAUGCAGCACAACCCUCUUCUUCUUCCAGUAGUUCAACCACGGAGAGUGCCGGAGCUGCGGAUAAUGAAACAAAAGAGAACGGCACUUCAUCUGCAGAGAGUGAAUCAACCGGUGAGCAAUCAACUUCAACCACCACUACCACCACUACCACAACUACAACACUUCAUCCUGAUCCUGCAAACAACAAGAAGGGUGAUGCAGACAGCAGCAGCAGUAUCAGCAGUUCCGUGUGGGUACGUUUGCCACUACUGAUUGUGGUUACACUGGCCUGUAUUCUUGUAUGCUGA